AUGAGUAAUCAAGAAACUAUUAAAUCAGUUCAACCAACAUGGCAGGAAGUUGAAAAAGCCAUAAAAGAAGUAGUUGUAGCAGGAUUAUAUUAUAAAAAACCCAAAGAUAGUAAAUUUCUUAAAAAUUACAAAAAACUAUAUACCGAUUUACAUCAACAUGAAGAACCUCAAGAAUGUAUUAUUAAACAAGCAAAAACAUUAUUCCCAAAUAAAGAGAAAUAUUUUCAAAUGAAAGAACAAUAUAAAAACUGGUACAAGUAUGAGCCAAGAAUUUUAAAAGCCGUUGAAAAUCUUAAUGGUACAUACUAUAAACUAGCUAAAGAAUAUUUUGUCAAUGAUGAUGAUCUUGAAAAAGAUGCAAAUUCAUUUCUUGAAUUAGAAGAUGAUAAUGCAGACAAAUAG
This is a messenger RNA of Entrophospora sp. SA101, 402 nucleotides long. NCBI's taxonomy places the organism in Eukaryota, Fungi, Glomeromycota, Glomeromycetes, Entrophosporales, Entrophosporaceae. The record is from the annotation of a GenBank genome assembly.